This is a messenger RNA of Hymenoscyphus albidus, 928 nucleotides long. The record is from the annotation of a GenBank genome assembly. NCBI's taxonomy places the organism in Eukaryota, Fungi, Ascomycota, Leotiomycetes, Helotiales, Helotiaceae.
CCCAUCUUCUAGCAAUAGCAACCAACAAGCUUCUCAACACUCACUUAUAGUUUCUACCUACACUUCUUCUUUCCAGAUCAGUCUUCAAUCUCUAACCGUCAAAAUGAAGACCACAUGCACCCUCAUCGCUCUCGUUGCCUUCUUUGGCACUAGCAUUACCACAGUCUCCGCUAACUGCUACACCGGCGGAGACUUCUGGCAAGACAAGGGAGCAGCCCGCUACCACGCCGAGAGAGCUUGCAGAGGAUACGACGGCCACCAGGGUGCUUUCCAAGGUCCGUAUUCAACUUUCACAGACUUUAGAUAUUACUGACAAGAACAACAGGCACCUUUGGUGGAGGAGAGAAAAAGUCAGCCUGCAUUCAGUUCUCUCCAACCCAAGCAAUCGACUUGUCCAUUCAAAACCUCAAUGCCAACAGCGCCAUUGAUCUCGCUGACGCCGACUGCAUUUUACGUCUCUCAAACGAGAUUAAUGCUUGUGACCGCGGUGGAGAUUCUACCAUUGCUAAUUGGCGAUUCAUGUAAGCUCUUGAUAGUCGGCUAGACCUUUCAUGUUAUCUGUUGCUAAUCACGAAUUUCUCAGCGCUGAUCCCAACAACCGGAUCUGUCAAAUACACUAGCUAUUUUAUGGCUAGUAGCAUACUAUUGGAAGAUGUCAAUGGAAGGUGGACGGGUACAUUAUAUUAUCUCAAAGCUCUUCUCAUUAGAGGGAAGGUCUCAGUACGGCUGAACUUUUUCCUUUUGGGGGCUUUCCUGCUACAAUAUCUUACGCAUGGCCGUCCUGACUUUGGGGACAACUUCUUGAUAUAGAUUAUUUUCUUUUUGGUGGAUGGGUGGUUGUUUUUAGUUUCUCUUUACUUGUCGCUCGCUUAGGUGGAAUUGUCUUGAUGUGGAUUGAAAUUUCUUAGGGUGGUUCUUUAGCUAGGCC